AUGUACGUGGUGGUGCUGAGCCUAGGCGCCCUGACCAUUGUAGACAAAGAUGGCAAAAAAAUCAGUAAGGAAGUGAGCAGGUUUUGUGGAGCUUUUGCAGAGGCAGAGGGUGAGAAAGCUAGUGGCAUGAACGAUUUAGAUAUUUUGCAAAAUGCUCACCAAAUCUACACUAAGCUGUACAAGAAGAAGUUUGGUUUGGAGUAUGCUUGGAGUGUGCUACGCUAUGAACAGAAAUGGGCAAACCUGGAGGCUAUGAACCCCACUCCAAAGACAACCAGCUCUAACAAAAGAAAAGCUGAUGAUGCUGCACCAUCUACAGGUUCUGUCGUUGGUGAGCACGAGAGCAGGCCUCCGGGCAUAAAGGCAACGAAAAAAGUAAGGAACUCCAAAGGUAAAGAGAAGGCUGCACCAUCUGCAGAGUUUAGUCACAUGUGGGAGAUAAAACAGAAGGAUUUGGAGGGCAUGAAAGAACUCCAAAAGAUGUCCAUUCUUGACACUCUCAUUGCCAAGAAAGAAACUCUAGACGAAGAUGAAAAAUCUCUAAAGAAGAAGCUAAUGGCUGAACUGUUUUAA
This is a messenger RNA of Camelina sativa (false flax), 573 nucleotides long. RefSeq names its product glutathione S-transferase T2-like. The record is from RefSeq and is a predicted model, not a curated record. Lineage: Eukaryota; Viridiplantae; Streptophyta; Magnoliopsida; Brassicales; Brassicaceae.